This is a messenger RNA of Lepisosteus oculatus (spotted gar), 932 nucleotides long. Lineage: Eukaryota; Metazoa; Chordata; Actinopteri; Semionotiformes; Lepisosteidae. The record is from RefSeq and is a predicted model, not a curated record.
GAGCUGCAGACGGGCUAUCCUUGCCUACUGUACUACAGAGAUUACAGACACCGGAGAUUCUCUGCCUGAAGCAACUUUGAAGGAUCAGCAGGAUCACCAUGAAGCCCCUUAUUUUGCUGGCUCUUCUGUGCCACUCCACCCAGCGUGCGCUGAGCUCAGAAGAAGACAUAGAUUUGGAAUGGCAGGCGUGGAAGAGAAGCUUUGGAGUUUCCUACGUCGAGAAGAGUGAUGAAGGUCAGAGGAAAGCCAUUUGGGAAGAUAACAUGAAGCUAAUUGAAGAGCACAACCAGAACUACCUGAAAGGCGAUAAGAAAUUUAAACUGGCCAUGAACAAAUAUGGAGACCUUACCAAAGAAGAGUACAAGAUCCUGCAGGGCACAAACAUUUACAACAAACCAAGGAAGGUUGGUAAGAAGGAUUCUGCCCUCAAGCUCCGUGUUGCAGCUAAGAGACUCAAUGCUGUUAGAGUCGACUACAGAACCAUGGGCUACGUCACUCGUGUUAAGGACCAGGGUUUCUGUGGCUCCUGCUGGGCCUUCAGCACCACAGGGGCUAUCGAGGGCCAGCUGUUCAAGAGGACCGGCCAGCUGGUGUCCCUGAGUGAGCAGAACCUGCUGGACUGCUCGCGCUCCUAUGGCACCUACGGCUGCAACGGAGCCUGGAUGGCCAAUGCCUACGACUACGUAGUGAAACACGGGCUGCAGUCUGAAGCCACCUACCCCUACACAUCGCUGGAUAACCAGCCUUGUUCCUAUGACAAAAGAAAGUCAGUUGUUAAAAUCAAGGACUACAAAUUUAUUCCUGCUGGAGACGAACAGGCUCUGGCUGAUGCCGUAGCAACCAUUGGGCCAAUCACAGUCGCUGUGGACGCAGACAAUCCCAGUUUCAUGUUCUACAACUCAGAGCGAGUCCUGGAGGAAGUUCCCCUUUGA